Drosophila obscura is the source of this 596-nucleotide messenger RNA. Its product is annotated as ejaculatory bulb-specific protein 3. The transcript has 2 exons. Lineage: Eukaryota; Metazoa; Arthropoda; Insecta; Diptera; Drosophilidae. The coding region runs from base 120 to 497 and encodes 125 amino acids. The record is from RefSeq and is a predicted model, not a curated record.
UUAGUAUAAAAGUCAGCUAAACAGGCUAACAGCUCGCAAUCAAAGCUGCACCGUUGUACGCACCACAGCGCAAUCUCCGCCCAAAGCCACCGAUCAGCCAAAUAAGAACACUCGUCAAGAUGAAAGCUUCGCUGGCCAUUGUGUUGUGCGUGCUCGCCGGCUUGGCGGCCGCCGCUCCGGACCAGUACACCGCCAAAUUCGACAAUGUGGAUGUGGAUGAGGUGCUGGGCAAUAACCGCGUGCUAAACAAUUACCUUAAGUGCCUGAUGGAGAAGGGCCCAUGCACGCCCGAUGGCCGCGAGCUGAAGCGCCUGCUGCCCGACGCCCUGCAAUCCGACUGCUCCAAGUGCACCGCCGCCCAGCGGCGCAACUCCGAGAAGGUGAUCAACUUCCUGCGCGUCAACAAGCCCGGCGAGUGGAAGCUGCUGCUCGACAAGUACGACGCGAAGGGCAUCUACAGGUCCAAGUACGAGGCGGCGGCGAAGAAGCACCACUAAGCGGGAGUCCGCUCUCCGCGGUCAACAACUCAUUUCACAUGAAUUUAAUUUAAAAUCAGAAGCUCCACAAUUAAAAAUUUAAUUUUUGUAUACCUUAAA